Messenger RNA from Cololabis saira (Pacific saury), 5507 nucleotides. RefSeq names its product junctophilin 3b (gene jph3b). NCBI's taxonomy places the organism in Eukaryota, Metazoa, Chordata, Actinopteri, Beloniformes, Belonidae. Gene Ontology annotation, cellular component: junctional membrane complex; endoplasmic reticulum membrane; plasma membrane. The record is from RefSeq and is a predicted model, not a curated record. The transcript has 6 exons. The coding region runs from base 1339 to 3696 and encodes 785 amino acids. Gene Ontology annotation, biological process: regulation of synaptic plasticity.
CAGACAGAGCAGGAGAGAGGGGGAGAUAGAGCGAUCCAGCCACCAGAGGAGACUGUAGGACCGAGACAGCAGGCAGGGCUGUGCGUCAGCCGGCACUCCAUAGGGAAACAUGGAGAUGAGCAGGAGAUGCUGGAGAGGACGGAGCACAACCUAACAGGAUCAUAUAGAUGGAUGUUAUUUCAUCACGGAGGAGACCUGAAGGCAACCCACGCAGAGGAUAAACCACUUAUGGACGCGGUGGAUUAAAGACCUACUGACAGACAGAGAGAGGCAGAGGGGGAUAGAAGAGGAGAAAUUCAUCUAUUUGGUUGUUUAUUUUCAUUGCCUGUGUGUGCGCACUCGCUGUCAGAGAGAGUGUGUGUGCCUGCAUGUAUUGCAUGUCUGCAUAAGGCAGGAGACUGCAUUGCUGCUCUCCAGCACCACACAACAGGCGGAGAAAGGCAGCCAAGCAGAAUACAUUGUGUUUUCCCCAUUUUUACUCUCUCUUUAUGCGUGUGUGUGUGUUAUACUGCUAUGGUACUUGUGUGUGAGCUAAGAAUGAUUGGAACAUGGAGAAGUCUGAAGUGAGUCACAGAGUGUGACUUUCAGUUGGGUUUUUUUGACUUGAGGAGAAACCAUCCUCAGAGGAGGAGAGCCUUUUCUCUUUGGUCUCCAUCAAACAUGCCACAGAUCCCUGUCUGCUGACCGGUGUGGCGUUCAUACUGGAGGUGCGCAGGGCUCUCGCCAGGGAAACUUCUUCCUUACGCCCCAGAGAGCUGGAGGCAUCCUCAGGUAGGAGGUGACAGGAAGAGUGGGCCUGAGUGGGAAGCAGGAGAGAGUAGGAGGAAGAGUUCUGCGUUUGCGUCGUAGACCGCGUAGGCAGGCCGAUCGCAGGCCAGCGGCUCUGCCUGAUGGUUGAAGCUCCUGUUGAGAGAGGAUAAUGGCAGCCCGGGGUGCCCUGGCCUCCUCUCCCACCUGCGUGAGCCACACAGAAGCUCGGCAGUGCUAGCCAACGCUGCUCGGGGCCCACCAGGAGAAUGGUGUGAACAUCCUCCAGCUACCUGUCCCACCGUCAAGGGAGACCCCUGUCGCAGCCUUGAAGGGGCAGAUUUUCUUUUUAUUUUGUCACGCGCCUCCGCACCCCUGUUGAGAGCAGAGCUGACAUUUGUUGAUCUGUGUGGGAUUUCUCCCCCUUCCACUCCUCCCUCGUCCUCACCCCCGAGCUCUCCGGCCUACAAGCUCAGCUCAAUGGAUCGUUUCUAGCGCCAAGCUGUCCUUUUCCCCCUCUUUUUCUUUUCUUUUGGUUUUCUUUUCCUUUUUGUCGAGGCUUCAGGGGAAUUGCCAAGACCUGUUUCAUGCAUGUCCACUGGCGGCAGGUUCAACUUUGACGAUGGGGGGUCAUACUGUGGAGGGUGGGAGGAGGGCAAGGCGCACGGCUUCGGGAUCUGCACGGGGCCCAAGGGCCAGGGCGAGUACUGCGGCUCCUGGGCCCACGGCUUCGAGCUGCUGGGCAUCUACACCUGGCCCAGCGGGAACACCUACCAGGGUACCUGGGCGCAGGGCAAGCGGCACGGCGUGGGCGUGGAGAACAAGGGCCGCUGGGUGUACAAGGGGGAAUGGACUCAUGGCUUUAAAGGACGCUACGGCGUGCGGGAGAGCACAGGGACGAGUGGGAAGUAUGAGGGGACAUGGAACAACGGACUGCAGGACGGAUACGGGACAGAGACGUACUCGGAUGGAGGAACAUUUCAGGGCCAGUGGGUCGGCGGGAUGCGGCACGGCUAUGGAGUCCGUCAGAGUGUCCCAUACGGCAUGGCGGCCGUCAUCCGCUCCCCUCUGCGCACCUCUAUAAACUCUCUCCGCUCUGGGUCAGAGCACAGCAAUGGUACCGCUCUGCUGGACCGGACAGGGGCGGUAGUUCCCGGUCCUCCUACGGGUCCUGGCACUUUGACCACCAGCGUGUCCAUGUGCAGCACGGGCAGCAGCGGAAGCAGCCCGGCGGUGUCUCGUGGGGGGUUCGUGUUGACGGCACACAGCGAGGCCGAGCUCCUGAAGGGGAAGAGGAAGGGCGGACUGUUUCGGAGGUCCAUCCUGUCUGGACUCAAGCUGAGGAAGUCGGAGUCCAGGAGCUCUCUGGCCUCGCAGAGGUCUAAACAGAGCUCGUUCAGGAGCGAGGCUGGGAUGAGCACCGUGUCCUCUGCUGCGUCUGAUAUCAACUCCACCAUCAGCCUCGGAGAUGCAGACGCAGAGUUGGCUGUCGCUGACGAUGAUGUGGACGCCACGGCGACAGAGACGUACUGCGGGGAGUGGAAGAACGACAAGCGGACAGGGUUUGGCGUGAGCCGGCGGUCUGACGGGCUGCAGUACGAGGGCGAGUGGCUCAGCAACAAGCGGCACGGCUAUGGCUGCACCGCGUUCCCCGAUGGCACGAAGGAGGAGGGGAAAUACAAGCAGAAUAUCCUGGUGAGCGGGAAGAGGAAGAACCUCAUCCCCCUCCGGGCCAGCAAGAUCAGGGAGAAGGUGGACCGGGCCGUGGACGAGGCGCAGAAGGCAGCGGACAUCGCACGGCAGAAGUCUGAGAUCACUCUGUCCAGGACAGCUCAUGCGCAGGGCAAAGCGGAGGCAGCGGUGGGAGCGGCUCAGAAGGCCCAGGAGGAGAGUCGCAUGGCGAGGGUCACUGCCAAGCAGUUCUCCCCGUCUUUCCAGCACCCAGGAAACGGUAUGGAGAUGCAGCGCCCCAAACGGCAGGUGUCCAGCGAGGUGGAGGGCGAGGGUUUGUCCAGCAGUGUUGGGACGGCUGAAAGUCCAGACCUCUACACCAAGAGCGUGGGCUCCGAUGACCCGUCCAAUGACGCCGCCACGCCGGACCUCAGCCCCCCCUCUUCCUCACCCCAGCACACGCCGCCGGCCCCCGUACGGCCGUCCCACCGCAGCAAGAGCGCCCGCUUCCACCGGCAGACCGCCGUGGACCACGUGGACCACGGGGACCGGGGGGAGAAAGGUGGAGGGGGGCCGUCCGAGAUCCAGGUGCUGAUGGAGGGAGGGGGGGGAGGAAAGGGGGAGUACACGCGGGCCAACAGCUGGACGGAGGACAAGAGGAGGGGGGUGUUUCACAAGGGCGGGGGUGGGGUUGGCGGGCGGGGGGUGACCCGGACCAACGGACACAAACACAGCUCGUCCAACCACAAAGCGCGGGAGCACGGCUCGUCCAACCACAGACAGGCCCGGGGGGAGCGCUGGCUGGAGUCGUCCUCGUCGGCCACGUGGACGUCCGGGCACAGGGGCGUGCACGGCCGGGGGGGCCGCCUGCUGGAGCAGGACGAGGAGAAGAUCAGCAACUACGAGAUGGAGAUGAAGCCUUUACAGCCGCGGUCCUCCGCCUCCCACAAGGCCCACGGGGAGGAGAGGCACGGGCCCCCCCACGAGGAGGAGCGCCCGCACGGGGGGCAGCGCCAGAGGCACAAGACCCGAGAGGGGCGCGAGGGGGGCAAAGACUCGGUGCUCAAGCUGGACAGAGCGGGCGAGAAGGUGGACUCCCGGCCCCUACGCAGGGACCUCACCCUCUCCCCCCCUCUGCAUUCCUCCCCCAUCACACCAGACACGGAGCUCAGCCUCGCGCAGGGCAAAGGCAACUCGGCCUACAGCUCCAUCCUGGUCGUCAUGGUGAUUCUGCUCAACAUUGGAGUGGCUAUUUUGUUUAUCCACUUUUUUAUUUAAAGACGGCACUGCUUUAAGAGUCAACCUAACUAUGCUACAACAAGUAUCAUGUUCGUAUGAGUAUUAGGGCGAAUCCGCUGCCCCUUCGCGUUCUGGCUGAGAGAAGGCCGAGGCCGAAGGAAGUCUGAAGGAAAGUUGGUCCUCCCUUCAUGGACGAGAUGCUGACGGGGGGCAGCCCAAAGAAGCGGACAGGAGGACGAGCAAACAGUCCAAACCACUGGACAACAGCAGGAUGAUAUGGUCCAGAACCUGGACUUCAGCUAAAUGGUUCACCUCAAAACCCAAGUGGGCUGAACUCAUCUGACUCUCAGGCCAGCGAGUGUGCAGACAGGACUGAUGAACUUUUUCAUCUUAAAAUCAUAGUUUUCAACAGAUUUUUAACUUAUUAUUUAUUUAAUAACAUUUUCUCUCAUGUGAAAUACGUUGAUGGCUAUAUUCUUUAUUUUGUAACCCUUCUCUCCUUUAUAUAAAACACCUGCCUUUUAGUUCCUCCAUCCAGCCCAGGGGUUGUUACUGAUGGAGCUUGUGCUCUGUCCACACACACACACACACGUUUCCUCGCUCUGAUGCAUGACUCCUCCCAUUCCACCUCUAACACGGGGUGUGAGAAUGAGUGUGAGCCGCACGUUUGCAUAGAAUAUUUUAAAGUAAGAGUGCAGAUGUGUAUCUGUAUUAAAUUCCUUUGCUUUCCCAUUUCUGUAUUUGUGUGUGUGUGGUCUCCAAGAAGGCCUUUCAUGCGCUUCAUGAAUGUUAUCAAAGUACCUCACGAAGAUACAGCCACCGCACAGUCCCAUCUGACAGCUCUCGCUGUCUCUCCCUCCCACUCCGUCCACCUCCACACACACCAGUCAGAGGAUGGAGCUUCCUCUGAGUCGGUGGUGCUUUAAGGCGGACCAUCCUUGGCAAAGAUGUGGUAUUCGGAGUGGAGGCUACCUUUAGUAAUGCAUCUUUAGCACCACCAACACAGUUUUAAAGGCAGAGCCUCAUGUUGCUUCUCUCAAAACCUAAUAUCUUUUAUACUGUACUUGCAAGAUAUCUGAAAAGAAUAAACAAUAGUUGCCACCUGCCUUGCUUUUGUAGCGCAAAUUGAUUACAGUACAACAAUGCAUGCACUCUAAUAGAUUAGUUGUGUGUUGAAUCUGACAGCAAAGCUCCAGAAGCACAUCCGACAUGUUAGGUUUUGAUGGGAGCAAUGUCUGCAGACCUGCCUGUUUUUUCUUGGAGAAAUGAAUAAAAUCUUCACGUGAAGCUUGGUGAUGUUACAACAUUAUAGUUUGAAAACAAGAAGUGUCCAAGGCCGGAUCUGAACCACCUGCUUGCAUUCCCUAGCGUUUCCUCUGCUGAUUGUGACAACUCUCAGAUACACUCAGACUGAAAAGUGUUGUCACAGAUACUUUUAUCAAAAUGUCUUUUUUUCGUGGUAGACCGACCCGUUUGUUUGUGUGCACAUCAGAGCCUGUGAACAUGUGUGCCCAUCCUUCUCCGCACGUGUGAUUAGAUAGGAGGAUGGUCGGGCACAUUACCAUCGGUAACAACUCCCCGGAGAUUUUGGAGCUGAAACCCGGCUGCAAGCUCAUUUCUGGUGUAUCUCCACCUUAUUACAACAGCUCAGUUUAAGGUGCCUGCAGCCUGAGAUGCAGAACGAUAGAUUUUUAUUUCACUCCGGGUCCCAGACUGAGACAGGAUUAAGAGGCUCUGCUGUAUGCCAUCGGCCUGAUGCCGUGCGCCACCCUGUUAGUCUGCAGCAUGCUACAGCAUGCCAAGCUCUCUCUAUAGUUUUAAUCUCUUCUUUCUUUCUUUCUUCCUUCCUU